AUGUUUGAGCAGCAACGCUUCGUAGAUUUACAAGAAAAUUCGAGUUUCACCAAUCCUGGCUUUCCGAUAAUCACAACAUCACGAACGGCGGCAACUCGUCCCGAACUCAGCCCUCACUCUCUUACUCUAAUCCAAUUUGGAUCUCGCCCUUUACAACGAUCUCGUCGAGAUGAUCCCUCUCGAGCAGAAAGCAAACAUUCAUUUACAAGGCGUGGUUCAAUGAUAUACACCAAAACCCCUUCCAGGGAAUCCUUAUCUCGAAAGCAUAGCCAAUUGGAAUUGUUAAUUUCAUUGAGGGAACAGCUGGAGGAUCUGCAAAGAAAGUUGUUCGAGAAAGAUGAGCUUUUGAAAUCAGCAGAGAUUUCAAAGAAUGAGAUCAAUAAGACUCACACGGAACUUGAUAGAUUGAAGCGACAUGCCGUGGAGAAGGACUCUUUGACUAAAUCUAUUCAGAUGCAACUCUCUGAUGCCAAGAUUAACUUGCAGACAAGCAGGCUGCCCUGGAAAAGACGCAGUGGGAAGCAAUGACAUCAAAGCAACAGGUGGAGAGAUGCAAAAUAUUAUUGACUCCAUGCGAGGAGAAUUUCAACAUUUAUGACGUUUCUAAAUGGUUUGACAAAGAAUAAUCCCACUACAGAUGCUGAUGACUGUGAUCUAGAACAUACCAUUUAGAUCCUCUCCCUUAUAUGGAUGAUGUCGAUGACAAAGAGAUGCUGAAAUGGAAGAAGGCAAGCUUAUCUUGUUGCACUUGCUGCUACAAAAGAGAAGAUGAAGAUCCAUGACAGCUG
Molecule: messenger RNA, 788 nt
Organism: Hibiscus syriacus
Lineage: Eukaryota; Viridiplantae; Streptophyta; Magnoliopsida; Malvales; Malvaceae
Product: protein MICROTUBULE BINDING PROTEIN 2C-like
Exons: 6
Coding region: 1-528 (175 amino acids)
Biological process (GO): plasmodesmata-mediated intercellular transport
Molecular function (GO): microtubule binding
Source: RefSeq, a predicted model, not a curated record